ACAGAUGCACUCAGUCACAGAGAGCACACCAGGCUUAUCCGACCAACAGAGAGAGAGACAGACGGAGGACAGGAGGGUAGUGGGAGAUAAAAUGAAGAUGAAGAGUUGAUAAAGAAAUAUCGCAGGAGGCCCCUUGCCCUGCAGAGAGAACAGAGAAAGGUCACAGCCUGAGGGAGUCCUCCAUAUUUACCUGCGGUCCACAGAGCUAACCCUAACAUGAGUGUAAAGUGAGCUCCUGGCGAGAUGAGGUGAGGUUUGAGUUGAUUUAUACGCGAGGUACGGUGUUUGCCUUGGACACGGUGAGGAUGAUAAAACAGUCUGGGAAAUGCUGAGAUGGAGAAGGACAAGAGGAAGUUCAACCUGUUCAACCUGCUGACCCUCUACCUGUCGAGAAGGAACAAGGCUCUGACCAGCAGCCCUUCUCACUCCACCUCAACAGCUGCAACAGGCAUCAGCACCGACUCUUUACCUGCACAGAGGAACCUCUGGACGGAAGAUGGAGACAUCAAGGAGAUCAACAUCACUCAUGUGGUCAAAGAGGGAUCCGAGAAGGCCGACGCCUCCCAGUUUGAACUGCUCAAAGUGCUGGGUCAGGGGUCUUUUGGCAAGGUCUUCCUGGUGCGAAAGGUGACCCCUCCAGAUGACAACCAGCUCUAUGCCAUGAAGGUCCUGAAGAAGGCCACACUCAAAGUGAGAGACCGUGUGAGGACCAAGAUGGAGAGAGACAUUCUGGCAGACGUCAACCAUCCGUUUGUCGUCAAACUUCACUAUGCAUUCCAAACUGAAGGAAAGUUGUACUUGAUUCUGGACUUCCUCAGAGGAGGAGACCUCUUCACAAGACUCUCUAAAGAGGUGAUGUUCACAGAGGAGGAUGUGAAGUUUUAUCUGGCAGAGCUGGCCUUAGGACUGGACCAUCUCCACAGCCUGGGCAUCAUUUACAGAGACCUAAAGCCUGAGAAUAUUCUCCUGGAUGAGGAGGGACAUAUCAAACUCACAGAUUUUGGAUUGUGUAAAGAAGCCAUCGAUCAUGAGAAGAAAGCCUAUUCCUUCUGUGGCACUGUGGAGUACAUGGCACCAGAGGUUGUGAACAGGCAGGGGCACACCCACAGCGCAGACUGGUGGUCAUACGGAGUACUGAUGUUUGAGAUGUUGACAGGAGCGCUGCCAUUUCAAGGGAAGGACCGCAAAGAAACGAUGAGCCUCAUUCUGAAGGCGCGUCUGGGAAUGCCUCAGUUCCUGAGUUCAGAGGCCCAGUCGCUGCUAAGGUCUUUGUUCAAGAGGAACCCUUGCAACAGACUGGGAUCUGGUGCUGACGGUGCAGAGGAGAUCAAACGACACGGCUUCUAUUCCACCAUCGACUGGAAUAAACUCUUCAUGAGAGAAGCCAAGCCUCCAUUCAGGCCGGCGGUGGCGCGGCCAGACGACACAUUCUACUUUGACUCCGAGUUCACCUCCCGCACCCCUAAAGACUCGCCUGGCGUGCCCCCGAGUGCCGGAGCUCACCAGCUUUUCAGAGGGUUCAGUUUCAUCGCCUCCACUCUGUUGGACGAGGAGGGUUUUGCGGAGCCAGUGCAGCCGCCGCAGCAUCCAGUGGUCCAGCAGCUACAUGGGAAGAACCUGCUGUUCAGCGACGGCUACGUGCUAAAGGAAGAUAUCGGCAUGGGCUCCUUCUCCGUCUGCAAACGCUGCGUUCACAAAGCCACCAACACAGAAUACGCAGUCAAGAUGAUUGACAAGACCAGCACAGACCCCUCUGAGGAGAUUGAGAUUCUGCUUCGAUAUGGACAACACCCCAACAUCAUAACCCUGAAGGAUGUGUACGAUAACGGUAAGCAGGUGUUCCUGGUGACGGAGCUGAUGCGCGGUGGCGAGCUGCUCGAUCGGAUCCUCAAACAGAAGUCCUUCUCGGAGCGAGAGGCCAGCGCUGUGCUUCACACCAUCACCAAGACCGCGGAGUACCUGCACUCACAGGGGGUGGUGCACAGAGACCUGAAGCCCAGUAACAUCCUCUACGUGGACGAGUCGGGGAAUCCAGAGUCGAUCAGGAUCUGUGACUUCGGCUUCGCGAAGCAGCUGCGGGCCAACAACGGCCUGCUGAUGACGCCCUGCUACACCGCUAACUUUGUGGCCCCCGAGGUGUUGAAGCGACAGGGCUACGAUGAAGGAUGCGACAUCUGGAGUCUGGGAGUCUUACUCUACACCAUGCUGGCUGGUUUCACUCCAUUUGCCAACGGACCUGAGGACACCCCCAAUGAGAUUCUGAGCCGGAUAGGCAGCGGCCGCUUCAGCCUGAUCGGAGGAAACUGGGACACUGUGUCUGAUGCUGCAAAGGAGCUUGUGUCCAAGAUGCUCCAUGUGGACCCUCAUCAGAGACUGACUGCCAAGCAGGUCCUCAAGCACCCCUGGAUCGUGCAGAGAGACAAACUACCUAACAGCCAGCUCCCGCACCAGGACCCCAAACUGGUCAAGGGAGCUAUGGCUGCCACCUACUCCGCCCUGAAGAGCUCCCAACCAACUCCGGAGCUCAAGCCCAUCGAGAGCUCCUUCCUGGCUCAGAGGCGCGUCAAGAAGCUUCCCUCCACCUCGCUGUAGAGACUCUGAACCACCAGUCAUCUCACUGGAGACUGACCAAAAACCGCACCACCCAGUCAGCUUGCUCGGGGGGGGGGGGGGGGAC
Molecule: messenger RNA, 2677 nt
Organism: Limanda limanda (common dab)
Lineage: Eukaryota; Metazoa; Chordata; Actinopteri; Pleuronectiformes; Pleuronectidae
Gene: rps6ka1
Product: ribosomal protein S6 kinase a, polypeptide 1
Exons: 21
Coding region: 334-2592 (752 amino acids)
Biological process (GO): intracellular signal transduction; protein phosphorylation; positive regulation of DNA-templated transcription
Molecular function (GO): magnesium ion binding; ATP binding; ribosomal protein S6 kinase activity
Source: RefSeq, a predicted model, not a curated record